Aureobasidium uvarum is the source of this 2502-nucleotide messenger RNA. NCBI's taxonomy places the organism in Eukaryota, Fungi, Ascomycota, Dothideomycetes, Dothideales, Saccotheciaceae. The record is from the annotation of a GenBank genome assembly.
CGCGAUGCAGCCGCAAGGCCCAGACGUCCCGAUCGGCAUGCCGACUCAGGUGGGCACUUCGGGCUUGGCUGCACGCGACAGCCGGGCGGUGAGCGAGGGCUUCUCGUUUGUCGUCGAUGGAUCCAAUCCAAAGUCUCUCGCCCAAGCACAUUCCACAUGUACGCUCGUUACGUGCCGCCCAGGCCUGCUGCGCUGGCCGCAGCUGACACCACCACCACCGCCGCCUCGCACGACCCCGUCUCUUCGAAACCAAAGCAAAUCAAGGUGCCAAAGGGCCCCUCUCGAUCCGACGACAAUGGCAGANAAAAGAGAAAGCGUGCAGAGAUAGACAACCCGCCCGCCGCCGACCAUGACAACGACCACGAUGCCCCCGCCAUUCCCAGCAAACACAGCGCCGUCUAUACCAAGUUCCAGAAGGCUGCCCAACGAUCCGAGGCUGCUAGGGCCGCUGCGCCCAGCGACCAUGUCGACUUGGCCGAUCAGCCCGAGCUGCACGGUAUGCGCCAUCCGUCUCGCGCGCUCACUUGUGACUCGCAGUCUGACCGCCAUNAUCUGAUACCGCUGCCCCAACCUGCUCGUGCCCCAACUCCCGACUUUGUGCCUUCCUUUUCCUCGCUGCCGCAAUGGCUCGCCCACCCAACCGUCGUUUCUCAGUCCACCACUCGUCCUUUCAGCGACCUUUCUUUGUCCAAAAAAACCCUGGCCCACCUCGAAGCUAGAGGCUACACGACUGCCUUCGCCGUUCAAGCUGCUCUGCUUCCUCGUCUCCUGCCGCACCCCUAUCUGACACAUCUCCCGCCGAACGAUGUCUGUGUCAGUGCCCCGACCGGUAGCGGCAAGACUUUGGCAUAUGUGCUUCCCAUCGUCGAGAAUCUGCGCACAAGGCUCGACACGAAACUGCGCGCCGUUAUUGUAGUACCUACCAGAGAGCUCGUCGCCCAGGCAUAUACUGUCGCCUCUACUUGCGCCCAAGGUUCUGCCAUACAGAUCGCCCUAGCCGUCGGCAACCAAUCUGUCGCUGCCGAACAGGACUUGUUGGUCAAGAGGGGUCGAGCAUACGACCCUGAACGCCAUCGUUCACUUAUGGACAAGGCCAGGAAACGUCAGUGUUUUGAACUUGAUUCGGAUCUGACCGACAUUGAGGCUACUAUGCUCGACGAUGUCGUUCGCCUCCCCACUGGCUAUAUCCCCACUUACAGCUCGGCCGCUGACCUCCUCAUUUGCACCCCAGGUCGCCUGGUCGAACACUUGACUGCUACUGCUGGCUUUACUCUGGACCACGUCGAGUGGUUAGUCGUCGACGAGGCAGAUCGUCUGUUGGACCAAAGCUUUCAAGAAUGGGUGGCAAAGGUGACCACCGCCUUGGAUGUCCAGAAACCUCUUUCUACGCCGAACUCCGAGACCGCUGCUCUACGCCAUCUUAUGCCACGUCGCGACAGAUAUGUUAGAAAGGUCAUUCUAAGUGCUACCAUGACUCGAGACAUAUCCAAGUUGAGUGCUCUCAAACUAAGACGGCCUACCAUGGUCGUAGUCAAGACAGAAGCUGAGGCCACUCUCAAUCACGAGGCGACCACGGCAGAGGGUGCAGACGGCUUUGAACUGCCCACCACUCUCUCAGAAUUCGCCAUUCCUGUAGGUGAUGGUUCUGAUAAGCCGCUCUUCCUGCUCGAACUUCUCAGAUCCAAAAUUUUCUCAAGCUCGACCCUCGAUACGAAGAAACUCGAGGACGAUAGUUCGUCGACAGAUUCAUCUGAUAGCGAUUUGUCUUCUGAUGACGACUCAUCUUCCGAUGAUGACAGCGAGUCCUCGGGUGGUCCUUCGGAUGAUGAUGAUGUCGACGAAAGUUCUGAUGAUAGCAGCAGCAGCGACAGUGGAAGCGAAAGUGAGAGCGAAAGUGAGGUGUUAUCAACCUCAAUCGCACCUAAACAACCAACAGGCUUGGCUUCGAAAGCGACGGGAAGCAAUAUGGUUCUGAUCUUCACACCUAGCACCGAGGCAGCAGCUCGUCUACACCAUCUAGUCACACACAUCGAACCAUCCUACAAAACUGCCACACUUCUCCUCACCAAAGCAUCUACGAACCUCAACUUCAACACCUCGUCUCCUCCGCGUAUCAUAAUCUCGACCGAUCGUGCCUCUCGCGGUCUGGACUUGCCGUUGCUGACACACGUCAUAAACUACACCAUUCCGCGUAGUCUGGCAUCCUAUGUGCACCGCGUGGGUCGUACAGCGAGAGCAGGACGAAGCGGUGAGGCUUGGACGCUAUUCGCCGAGAAUGAAGGUCGCUGGUUCUGGAACGAGAUUGCGAGAGCCAAGGGUAUAGGCAGAAGCACGAAGGUCGAAAGGAUGAACCUGAAGCUCGCCGCUGAACAGCAAGAAGGCGGAGAGAUGCGUGACAGAUACGUCGAUGCACUUGAAGGUAUGAAGGAGAUUGUGACCAACAAGAACCUGAAGCCCAGAAAAGGCAAGAGCAGGAAGGACGAUGAUGUGGACAUGACUGGU